AUGUCUUCUACUACCUUCAAACAGUAUUGGCUACCAGAGAAGAAAGGCUUCGACUCUCUAAAAUUGAGAUCUGUUCCAAAGGAGUUACCUCGGCUUGGCCAGAUCUUGGUCCGCAUCAAAGCUGUCUCUCUGAACUGGCGAGACGGUAUCGUAGCCAUCGGCACUUAUCUGUUUCCCGGCCCUAAUGCCCUAGUUCCCGGAAGUGAUGGUCCUGGCAUCGUCGAAGCAGUUGGGGAGGGUGUGACUGAGUGGACAGUGGGUGAUCGGGUUGUCGCCAACUUCACGCAAGAGCACAUCGCGGGCCGUCUCACCCGAGGUGUUGGCCUGACCCAGUUGGGCGGUGAAGCGCAGGGUCUUCUGGGCGAGUACUUCAUCUUUCCAAAAACGGGUGUGGUCAAAAUUCCCGACUACUUAUCCUUCGAAGAGGCUUCUUGUCUUCCAUGCGCCGCUUUGACAGCUUGGAACGCCCUUUAUGGACUUACUCCUCUCCGGCCUGGCCAGACCGUUCUUCUGCAAGGCACUGGGGGUGUUGCCACCUUUGCGCUUCAGAUUGCACACGUCGCUGGGGCCGAGACGAUUGUGACUUCGUCAUCCGACGAUAAAUUGGUCAAAGUAAAAGAUCUUGGUACGACGUAUGGAAUAAACUAUAACAAGACUCCCGACUGGGCUGCAGAAGCCAUGAGAAUCACACAUGGCAAGGGCGUCGAUCAUAUCAUCGAAAUAGGAGGAACCUUGACGCUUUAA
Fusarium fujikuroi IMI 58289 is the source of this 744-nucleotide messenger RNA. Its product is annotated as probable Alcohol dehydrogenase. Bases 1 to 744 code for a protein of 247 amino acids. NCBI's taxonomy places the organism in Eukaryota, Fungi, Ascomycota, Sordariomycetes, Hypocreales, Nectriaceae. The transcript is spliced from 2 exons. The record is from RefSeq and is a predicted model, not a curated record. Gene Ontology annotation, molecular function: oxidoreductase activity.